AUGAAAGUUAGAGGACACAAUAUGUUUUGGGGAGUACCUAACAAUGUUCCAGAUUGGGUUAAAAAACUGGAUGGCAACCAAUUGAAUAAAACUAUUCAUGAAAGAAUUAAAUUUAUUACUGGCUUAACCAAAGGAAAUUUGGAGCACUGGGAUGUUAAUAAUGAAUUAUUACAUGGUCAAUAUUUUGAAGAGACGACUGGUGAUCCUUUUUAUUCUCAGAACUUAUAUAAAGCUGUUCAUGAAGCUGAUCCACAUGCUAGAUUAUUUCUCAAUGAUUACGAUGUACUCUCUAUGGGUUCAGAGACGGAUUCUUAUGUAGAUCAAGCUCUUGGUUUUGAAGCUGAUAAGACUGGUCUAGGUGGUAUCGGAUUACAAAGCCAUUUUAGAGCAUAUACCCAACCGGAUCCCACAUUACUCAAGAAACAUCUUGAUAAACUGGCUCUGAUUGGUCUACCAUUGUGGAUAACAGAAUUAGAUCUGGAAGUGAAGAAUGAAAAGGCACGAGCUGAUUGGUAUGAAGAUGCUUUAAGAAUGUAUUUUAGUCAUCCAGCGGUACAUGGUGUUAUUUUCUGGGGGUUUUGGGAUCACAAUAUGAAGAGUCCGUAUGCUGCUCUGGUUAAUGGUUUCAACUAUUAUGUCAAUGAAGCUGGUAAACGCUAUUUACAUCUUAUCAAGAAGGAAUGGGCCACGCAUAUUACACAUAAUCUAAGUAAUGGUUCCAGUAUAUCUGAGAGAGCAUUUAUGGGUGACUAUGAGUUAAUUGUACGAUAUAAAGGAAAACCAAUACAAUAUCAAACGUUUACAUUGGCUUUACAUAAAGACGUUAUUGUAACUAUACCAGACAAUCCAGGUAUUUUUUAUCUCCAGUCUUCCAGGGUAUGGCUAGUUAGUUUCAAUGUCUUACCAUUGAGUCGGUAG
Molecule: messenger RNA, 918 nt
Organism: Lottia gigantea (owl limpet)
Lineage: Eukaryota; Metazoa; Mollusca; Gastropoda; Lottiidae
Exons: 5
Coding region: 1-918 (305 amino acids)
Biological process (GO): carbohydrate metabolic process
Molecular function (GO): hydrolase activity, hydrolyzing O-glycosyl compounds
Source: RefSeq, a predicted model, not a curated record